GUGAGGUCUGAGUGUGGAGUGGAGUGUGGCGAUGGAGUAACUGCCCGCCUGGGUUGGCUGGUCACUGCAGCGAGGAAGGAGGACGAGAGCUCUGGCUGGGACAGGCGACGGAACUGGGGAUAGGGAGGGACGGGUCCUGUCCUCGUUGGCUCUGUGGACGCGGCCAGGAUCUGAGCCGCCGUGGACAGGGCUAGGCGGCCAGAGGGGCCCUGAUUUGCCUCUAGAGCCUGGAACGGAGAUGGAGGUGACCCCGAGGCAGCAGCAGGGAGAAGAAACGGAGAUGCCGAGGGGAGCUGCCGUUACCCCAGGAGACAACUGCAGAGCUGAGCUGCGACCUGGGGCCACUGCAUGUGAUCCUGGGCCCGAGGCAGGCUGCUGUGCUGAACUGUAGCCUGGGCACUCCUGCCACUGGGGCCCCCAGCCAGGUGACUUGGAGCAAGGAUGGGGAUGACCUGCCAGAGUAUGACCACCUGCAGCUGCUGCCCAAUGGCUCCCUGUGGCUGUCCCCACCACCAGCUCAUGAAGACAGUGGUACGGCAGCCCCUAUGGCCGUGGGGACCAUCGAGGGCCACUAUUCCUGCCUGGCCCAUGGCCCCCUCGGAGUGGUGGCCAGCCAGGCUGCGAUGGUCAAGCUUGCCACACUUUCAGACUUCUUUCUGCACCCGGAGCCUCAGAUGGUGGAGGAGAAUGGGACUGCUCGCUUCGAGUGCCACGUUGAAGGGCUGCCAGCCCCUGUCAUUACCUGGGAGAAGGACAAGGUGACGUUGCCUGACGAGCCUCGGCUCAUCACUCUUCCCAACGGCGUCCUCCAGAUCCUAGACAUUCAGGACAGUGACGCAGGCUCCUACCGCUGCGUGGCCACCAACUCAGCCCGCCAGCGCUUCAGCCUCGAGGCCCCACUCCGCGUGGCCCCCAGAGGGUCCCUGGCGGCCACCAGGGGACAGGACGUGGUCAUCGUGGCAGCCCCAGAGAACACCACGGUGGUGUCUGGGCAGAGCGUGGUGAUGGAAUGUGUGGCCUCAGCUGACCCCACCCCUAUCGUGUCCUGGGUCCGACAGGAUGGGAACCCGAUCUCCACGGACGUCAUCGUCCUGGGCCGUACCAACCUGCUCAUCGCCAGCGCGCAGCCCCGCCACUCGGGCGUCUACGUGUGCCGCGCCAACAAGCCCCGCACGCGCGACUUCGCCACGGCCGCCGCCGAGCUCCGCGUGCUGGCGGCCCCCGCCAUCGUGCAGGCGCCCGAGGCGCUGUCGCGGACACGGGCGAGCACCGCGCGCUUCGUGUGCCGCGCGUCGGGGGAGCCGCGGCCUGCGCUGCGCUGGCUGCACAACGGGGCGCCGCUGCGGCCCCAGGGGCGCAUCAAGGUGCAGGGCGGCGGCGGCAGCUUGGUCAUCACGCAGAUCGGCCUGCAGGACGCCGGCUACUACCAGUGCGUGGCGGAGAACAGCGCGGGGACGGCGUGCGCCGCCGCGGCCCUGGCCGUCGUGGUGCGCGAGGGGCUGCCUAGCGCCCCCACGCGGGUCACCGCCACGCCGCUGAGCAGCUCCGCCGUGCUGGUGGCCUGGGAGCGGCCCGAGCUGCACAGUGAGCAGAUCAUCGGCUUCUCGCUGCACUACCAGAAGGCUCGGGGCACAGACAACGUGGAAUACCAGUUCGCAGUGAACAAUGACACCACAGAGCUACAGGUGCGGGACCUGGAGCCCAACACGGACUAUGAGUUCUAUGUGGUGGCCUACUCGCAGCUCGGGGCCAGCCGCACAUCCACCCCGGCCCUGGUGCACACUCCGGAUGACGUCCCCAGUGCAGCACCCCAGCUCGCCCUGUCCAGCCCCAACCCCUCGGACAUCAGGGUGGCGUGGCUGCCCCUGCCCCCUAGCCUGAGCAAUGGGCAGGUGGUGAAGUACAGGAUAGAGUACGGUUUGGGAAAGGAAGAUCAGGUUUUCUCCAUCGAGGUGCCAGGAAAUGAGACACAGCUGACAGUGCACUCACUGCUGCCAAACAAGGCCUACAGAGUGCGGAUCUCAGCGGGCACGGCGGCUGGCUAUGGGGCGCCUUCCCCGUGGAUGCAGCACAGGACACCUGGGGCCCACAACCAGAGCCAUGUUCCUUUUGCCCCCGCAGAGUUGAAGGUGCGUGCGCGGAUGGAGUCCCUGAUCGUGUCGUGGCAGCCGCCCCCUCACCCAGCCCAGAUCUCCGGCUACAAACUGUACUGGCGGGAGGUGGGGGCCGAGGAGGAGACUGAGGACGAGCGCCCCCUGGGGGGCCGUGGAGACCAGGCUUGGGAUGUGGGGCCCGUCCGGCUGAAGAAGAAAGUGAAGCAGUACGAAUUGACCCAGCUAGUCCCGGGCCGGCUGUAUGAGGUGAAGCUCGUGGCGUUCAACAAACAAGAGGACGGGUACGCGGCGGUGUGGAAGGGCAAGACCGAGAAGGCGCCCACGCCAGAUUUACCCAUCCAGAGGGGGCCACCCCUGCCCCCUGCCCACGUCCACGCGGAAUCCAACAGCUCCACAUCUAUCUGGCUGCGGUGGAAGAAGCCGGACUUCACCACAGUCAAGAUUGUCAACUACACCGUGCGCUUCAGUCCCUGGGGUCUCAGGAACGCCUCCCUCGUCACCUAUUACACCAGCUCGGGAGAGGACAUCCUCAUCGGUGGGCUGAAGCCAUUCACCAAGUACGAGUUCGCGGUACAGUCCCACGGCGUGGACGUGGACGGGCCCUUCGGCUCGGUGGUGGAGCGCUCCACCCUGCCGGACCGGCCUUCGACGCCUCCAUCAGACCUGCGCCUGAGCCCCCUGACGCCGUCCACCGUGCGGCUGCACUGGUGUCCGCCCACGGAGCCCAAUGGCGAGAUCGUGGAGUACCUGAUCCUGUACAGCAGCAACCACACCCAGCCGGAGCACCAGUGGACGCUGCUCACCACGGAGGGGAACAUCUUCAGCGCCGAGGUGCACGGCCUGGAGAGCCACACCAGGUACUUCUUCAAGAUGGGGGCUCGCACGGAGGUGGGGCCCGGGCCCUUCUCCCGCCUGCAGGAUGUGAUCACGCUGCAGGAGAAGCUGUCAGACCCCUUGGACGUGCACUCGGUCACGGGCAUCAUCGUGGGCGUGUGCCUGGGCCUCCUCUGCCUGCUGGCCUGCAUGUGUGCUGGCCUUCGCCGCAGCCCCCCCAGGGAGGCCCUCCCAGGCCUGUCCUCAGCCACCACUGGGAACCCGGCGCUGUACUCCAGAGCUCAGCUUGGCCCCUCCAGUCUCCCUGCAGGCCACGAACUGGAGUCUCUCGUUCAUCCCCGUCCCCAGGACUGGUCCCCACCGCCCUCAGACCUGGAGGACAAGACUGAAGUACAUAGUCUUAUGGGUGGUGGUGCUUCAGACUGCCGGGGUCACUCCAAGAGAAAGAUCUCCUGGGCUCAGCCAGGGGUGCCGAGCUGGGCAGGGUCCUGGGCAGGCUGUGAGCUGCCCCAGGCCGGCCCCAGACCCGCUCUGACCCGCGCCCUGCUGCCCCCUGCCGGCACUGGGCAGACACUGCUGCUGCAGGCCCUGGUAUAUGACGCCAUCAAGGGCAAUGGGAGGAAGAAGCCACCUCCAGCCUGCAGGAACCAGGUGGAGGCCGAGGUCAUUGUCCACUCUGACUUCAGUGCGUGCAGAGGGAGCCCCAACCUCCAUCUCCGAGACCCGGAGCCUGAGGACCCCCUGCCUGUGGAGGCUCCUGGUCUCCCCUCUGGCACUGUGGAUCUUGGGCCUGGGACAGACUGGCUGGACCAGGAGCUGGGGGGGUGUGAGCAGGUGGCCACCAGGCCAGACCGACUCACCUGCCUGCCUGAGGCAGCCAGUGCCUCCUGCGCCUACCCGGACCUCCAACCCGGCCAGGCUCUGCAGGAGGCCCCUGGUGACAGCUGCCAACCCACAGCCACCUACACUCUAGGAGCCAGCCCAGGCCUGCCCAGAGCCCCCGUCUCCUCCUCUGCUUAGCUCCCCUAAGGGGAAGGUGUAGUUUGAGGGAGGCUGAUAGGGCUCAUGGGAUGUGGUGUCCAGGGCCAUGAACACAGGUGUCCCUGCAGCCCUCAUCACGCCCUUUGGAGCCUCCCUGGAUGGAGGCCCCUCUGGCUGAGGAGAAGAAAAAGAGUGGGCUUGCUUGUUCCUCCUAUGCUCUUUGCAACACAUAUGUGAUACAUGAGAGACAUGUGAGACACUGCUACAUGUGAUAUGCAUGAGUGUGAAGCCACAUGUGUGUGUGGUGUACUGUUCAGUGAGCUGGGCAGCCUCAGCCCGGGUGGUGGUCAGGCCCAGUGACCCUCUGGGUCAGGACAGUGCCUCAGGGUGGUCCAUCCCUGCAAUCUGGGCCCCCGAAGCCCGGUCACCCAGCCUUUUAUUACGCACUCUGAGAGUGUCUCCAGUGCCUGUCUGACAAAGACAGCCCCGGCCCACUUCCUGUGCGCGUGGGCUCUGCAGGCCUAACAUUUCAGCCGCAUCGCCUUCAUCUCCCACAUGCCCAUGGCCCAGAUUGAGAGAGUGACCCUGGCUGCCCUCGGAGCAGCCCUGUGUCAGACUGUGUAAUUUGGGGAGUGCCUGGCUUUGGAAAUCUUUGCCUCAUCUUCCCCUCCUUCCUUUCUCCUCGCUGUCUCCAGGCCACCUUGCCGUCCCCAUUCUGGUUCCCAUCUCUGCUCCCUGGUAUCUCUCCUUUCCUGUCUCCUGUUUCUCUCUUUCUGUCUUCUGUCUCUCCUGCCUCUCCAGACUGCGACAUGUGAUUUCUCCUGCCUGGGUUCAACCUCUGCAUCUUUCCCUAACAACAUGACUACCUCAUGUCUACUUCCAGGCCAUAGUGCGACACCUGUGUCCCCUCCCCCGGGCCCCCUGCCAGCCCCUGUCCUCUGGCCACCACCCCCAGCCCUCCCUUGCCUCUUUCCCCUGGGGAUCAGGAUGGGAAGGUUCUCCUUGGAGGGGAUGAAUCCGGGUCACACAGGAAGUUUUGAGACCGGAAGUUUCCAUGCCUUCCGUGCAGGGAGACAGGCUUGCUGGACUGGGGUGGUUCUGACCUUUCAGGAGUUCUUGCCCUGCGCUCCUUGAACCUGACUGGGAUGCUGAAGAGAGGUCGCUCUUCAGAAAAAGGGUGACUGGCUCCUUUUGUUUUGUUCUUUUCUUUAAAUUGAAUCCUGAAAUCACUUUCUGCUGAUCUGCCACACAGGGACAAGCUUGCCUCCUGUUUCCUGUGUAGUGAAAAUGAUGUCAUUUACUCGAUCCCUCACUCGAUCCUAGCCUUCUCAACAGCAUAGACUGUGGGGUCUUUGCUCCCUAACUGAUCGGCACCUCAAGAGUUAACUCUGGCUACUGAGCCAAAUUAGAAAUAACCAGUGUAUCUUUCCUUAGUUUUUUUUUUUUUUUUAAAGUGGUGAAAUGUCUCUCCGCAGAGUCGCAGAUCCUGAAAGUAUCUGUGUUUAUUACGAUCGGGUGUCACUCACGUUUGACAUCCUCACCUACAUUUCCUCGCCCCCCGCCUCCUCCAGUCAGCCUAUGAUCACACUAAAGAUUAUUAAUGUCGCUUUUGUAUCUCGUUAAAGACAGAAUUGUCACUUGUACUGUUUCUGUGGCGCUCAGCUUGGCUGUGGCCAACACCACAAUAUGUUUCAUCAUCACUCUGAAGGUCAAAAGCCUCAUUUUAUUUUGCUGGUUUGAUUUUUUUUUUUUUUAAGCAAAAAAAACUGCCUUGAAUUAAAUGGCUGUUUUAACAGUAGGCUCUUAGCAUUACACCACAUCGUCAUUUUUCAUGUUCUUGUUUAACAGGCACUGAGGUUCUGGUUUAAAUUAAAUAGCUGCAAAUGAGACAAUUUAUAACCCAUUAGGUUGGGUGGAAAAUUGUUUCUCAAAAGCAAAUAAGUAAUAAAUCUGGUAUCUGCCUAUAACUCACAGUUGAUAAGAAAGUGGCCAUUACUCACUAGCAUUAUAUAUGAUUUGGGCUCUGGGUAAUUUGGAAGUGUUAGGCUGGUGUCUUUGUAGCAGUAUUUUUAUUAGAAAAGAGUCUAUUGGCCUUUUACAGGGUAUUAAUCCCUGUGUCACCUACCAUUGAUGCCUUAAGUUUUUUGAGUCUCAUUUAAAUAUCUUCCUUUUCUUGAUGCAUGACAAGUAAUCGGUACCUGCUCAUUUAUUUGUCUGUAUUUAGUUUAUGCUGUAUUAUUUAAUUAUUUUCCCAGCAUUUUUUCCCUUACAGAUAUGAUAUUCUUUAGUGUUCAGCAAAGGCAUUGAUCAUGUAUCUAUCCUUAUAAUGAAUUAAUAAACUAUUUUCCAGACUUACGUGA
This is a messenger RNA of Heterocephalus glaber (naked mole-rat), 6289 nucleotides long. RefSeq names its product immunoglobulin superfamily DCC subclass member 4 (gene Igdcc4). NCBI's taxonomy places the organism in Eukaryota, Metazoa, Chordata, Mammalia, Rodentia, Bathyergidae. Gene Ontology annotation, molecular function: protein binding. The record is from RefSeq and is a predicted model, not a curated record. Gene Ontology annotation, biological process: cell-cell adhesion.